Messenger RNA from Pseudomassariella vexata, 697 nucleotides. RefSeq lists its product as uncharacterized. The coding region runs from base 107 to 559 and encodes 150 amino acids. The record is from RefSeq and is a predicted model, not a curated record. The transcript has a single exon. NCBI's taxonomy places the organism in Eukaryota, Fungi, Ascomycota, Sordariomycetes, Amphisphaeriales, Pseudomassariaceae.
CGUCAAGGAUAACAUAUGAAACAGGACUGCGUCAACUAGGGCUAUCUGCCUUUUCGCUGCGGUCUCUGGUAUCGGUAUUUCCGUCUGUCUUGACUUGGAAACUUGCAUGAAUAUCCGCACCUCAAAAGUUCCGGUCGUCGUGCUCGUCAAUCAAUCCGCUAGAGAGAAAGGCUUUGAAGCUGAUAAUCAAAUAUGUUCUGAAACCCAGCUGAUAGCAUGGCCCGAGGCGCAGAAGGGGUCGCCGUCAGUACAGAUAUACUGCCUGAUCGGGUCAACCCAUGAGACCUUCCGCCGUUCAGGUCAGUACGACCUCAUAUCUCCAGGCGAUUCGAGGUUGCCAGGGCGCAUCAAUACUCGUGCCGUUGCCUCAAAAGAGAUAGGAGGGUCGGCAACGUUGGGGUUGUGGCGGAUAUUUGCAACGUACAAGAUUCGCCACCGAAACCCUCUAAGUUGCAACUCGAGAAGGUCAAGGGACCGGCACUUGUCGCGUAUGUUGUGGCCGAGUAGAUGUCGACCAACACAUCUGACUUGUCGAUUUUCCAACGGGGGAUCUGCAUAGUCCAUGCGGAAAUGCACUCAAUCACUUGACGUCGAACUGACGAGCUUGAUGCUUGCCGUUUAUGCUAAGUCAGUUGCUGAUAACGGAUGGCUGCUCCCUCUUUCGAGCCUUUUCGAAUUUGCCCAAUUGACAUGUACA